GAGCAAUUUGAUGCAAGAGGUGCUCAAGGCGUCAUGGAUUUUAUUCGCAGCGAUCAGUACAAAUACUUCUAUGGCCGACAGGAAGUCACAACUGGUCCGGUGCCUCCGAAACGAAAUAAGGACAAAAAAUUGUCUCGAAGAACACAUCAGUCACAAUGUGGAUCGUAGGGGGACGAGCGCGUGGUUGUAGUU
Molecule: messenger RNA, 192 nt
Organism: Strongylus vulgaris
Lineage: Eukaryota; Metazoa; Nematoda; Chromadorea; Rhabditida; Strongylidae
Source: the annotation of a GenBank genome assembly